Messenger RNA from Arachis ipaensis, 1079 nucleotides. RefSeq names its product ethylene-responsive transcription factor ERF084. The record is from RefSeq and is a predicted model, not a curated record. Gene Ontology annotation, molecular function: DNA binding; DNA-binding transcription factor activity. NCBI's taxonomy places the organism in Eukaryota, Viridiplantae, Streptophyta, Magnoliopsida, Fabales, Fabaceae. Gene Ontology annotation, biological process: regulation of DNA-templated transcription.
UAUACAUAGUAUAGUAGCUAGGUGGGUAGUAUUUUUAUACGAAUGAAUACGUAGGGAUUGAAUGAUGUAGGUAAAAAGGCAAUGAGAUUGAAGCCCUGAUCCCUCUCAUCUCAACUCAAGUCUCAAAGGAAAGACAAGCGUGUAAGUAUGAGGGAUUACGGUCUUGUCCAACUGUACUUGACGCCAAUAUCUUCACAUAUCUCCAUUAAUAAUAUUAAUGAAAUCUCACCAAUAAAUAUACAAUAUUUUACUCCAUCAAACUCUUGUAUAAAUAAUGUUUGUGACUUGUGAGAAAAUCACAAGGCAUCAGGCAUGGCCACUUUCCUUCCCAAACCAGCACCAUCAGAAUCACCCCAAUGGCUCCUCCAUGUUAACAUGGAUCCGCAAAGCAUAACCCGCUUCUUCUCGUCUGAAACUCAAAACCCUCCACAAACCAGAAAUCAUGAAAAAACACUCGAAGGAAUCGCUGCUAUUGUUGGAGAACACGUCCUCUUUGGGACAAAAAAUGACAGUAACCCCACCCACCACAAAAUGAUGGAACAUAACAAGACGGAGAAUGGUCCGGUCACCAAGAGGUACAGAGGGGUCAGGAAGAGGCCCUGGGGAAGGUGGUCGGCGGAGAUACGCGACCGUAUUGGGAGGUGCCGCCACUGGCUUGGCACUUUCGACACCGCGGAGGAGGCGGCGCGUGCCUACGAUGCGGCGGCUAGGCGCCUGAGAGGGUCCAAGGCUCGAACCAACUUCGAGAUACCGUCGGUGUUGCCGGUUUCGGCGUCGUCGUCAUCGUCGUCGAGCAGUGGCGGAAUCCGCAAGAGGAAAGGGGCGCGCGGUGGCGAUAGGAAGUGUUCGGUGGUUACCUCGGUUGCACAAUUGUUCAGUUCUGGGGUGCCUGAUGCGCUUGAGCUAAAGCUUGGUGUGAGGAGUGAGAAUGGGAGCAUUGCUGCUGAUGAUGUUAUAUAUGGUUCUGUAGGUUAGUAUUAGAAUCAGUAUUAGUAUUAUUCUUAGAUAGAGCAGUGCAUGCAUGCAAUUGGGAUGAACACAAUAGAAUAUGUAAUCCAUGUAUGUUGAAUGAAUAGUAA